AUGAAGCACCUCGCUAAAAUAUCAUAUUUGGCGUCCUCUGCAUCCCGCCAUGGCGCUGCAGUACAAAGGAGAGCCUUUCAUGGGUCGGCACUGCGCUAUGCCAUUACCAACCUCCAAAUGCCAGCCAUGUCCCCAACGAUGACCGAGGGUGGUAUCUCGCAGUGGAAGAAGAAGGAGGGAGAGGAAUUUUCUGCUGGUGAUGUUCUCUUGGAAGUCGAAACAGAUAAGGCUACCAUCGACGUCGAGGCUCAAGAUGAUGGUAUUAUGGGGAAAAUCAUAUUACCAGACGGUGCGAAGAACGUCCCUGUCGGCAAAGUAAUUGCACUUCUUGCAGAAGAAGGUGACGACAUUUCAAACCUACAACCACCUAAAGAGGACUCCACUCCUUCCAAGAAGGAAAAAGAGCCUACACCACCACCUCCAUCCAAACCCAAGCCCCAAGAGACGAAGGCACAACCUCCACUUUCGGAGCCUGCUUCAAAGUCUGCUUCAAAGCACCCAAAACAUUCACGACCUUUGUUCCCUUCUGUCCUUCGCCUUCUGCAAUCCAGCAAUAUCGAGAAUCCUGAAAGCAUCAAAGGUACAGGUGUCCGUGGAAUGCUAACGAAAGGGGAUGUCUUGGCGCAUCUUGGAAAGGCUUCGAGUCCCACUGGAACGUAUAAAGAAGGAGUCAAGAAGGAAGGGAAGGCUGAGAAGAAGGAAGAGAAGCCCAUCGACGCCGCUACAUUGCGCAAAGCCCUCAUAUCCAAUGUAAUUGCACAGUCGCAAAGUAGCGCAUCUGCUCAAAAAGCUCCAGUAAGCUUUGAUUCCAUCCUUGCAUUCUAUGCACCAACAGUGCGCCCUUCGACAUCAACGGAGGAAGUACUUGCCGCACCCUCGUCCCCAGAGCCACCUGUACCUUCCAAAUCAAAGAACAAGGAGAUGGAUUUCAUCAAUUCUUUGUUUUAA
This is a messenger RNA of Serpula lacrymans var. lacrymans S7.9, 948 nucleotides long. RefSeq lists its product as uncharacterized. Gene Ontology annotation, biological process: pyruvate decarboxylation to acetyl-CoA. The record is from RefSeq and is a predicted model, not a curated record. The coding region runs from base 1 to 948 and encodes 315 amino acids. The transcript is spliced from 6 exons. Lineage: Eukaryota; Fungi; Basidiomycota; Agaricomycetes; Boletales; Serpulaceae. Gene Ontology annotation, molecular function: dihydrolipoyllysine-residue acetyltransferase activity. Gene Ontology annotation, cellular component: pyruvate dehydrogenase complex.